Canariomyces notabilis is the source of this 1885-nucleotide messenger RNA. Its product is annotated as ENTH-domain-containing protein. Gene Ontology annotation, biological process: Golgi to endosome transport; endocytosis. The record is from RefSeq and is a predicted model, not a curated record. NCBI's taxonomy places the organism in Eukaryota, Fungi, Ascomycota, Sordariomycetes, Sordariales, Chaetomiaceae. Gene Ontology annotation, cellular component: endosome; clathrin vesicle coat; plasma membrane. Bases 23 to 1564 code for a protein of 513 amino acids. Gene Ontology annotation, molecular function: phospholipid binding; clathrin binding. The transcript is spliced from 4 exons.
GGGCCACACAACUUUGCCCGCCAUGGAUUUAAACAGCCUCAAGCAGACGGUCUCCAACCUGACGCUUUACGAUAUCAAGGCUGGCGUGCGCAAGGUACAGAAUGCUGUCAUGAAUUACACCGAGAUGGAGGCCAAGGUGCGCGAAGCCACAAACAACGAACCGUGGGGCGCAUCCUCGACGAUGAUGCAGGAGAUUGCCGAUGGCACUUUUAACUACCAAACCCUGAACGAAAUCAUGCCCAUGAUCUACCGGCGCUUUACGGAAAAGUCGGCCGAGGAGUGGAGGCAAAUAUACAAGGCGCUGCAACUACUCGAGUACCUCAUCAAGCACGGUUCCGAGCGUGUCAUCGACGAUGCCCGAUCGCACAUUACGCUUCUGAAGAUGCUGCGACAAUUCCACUAUAUCGACCAAAACGGAAAGGAUCAAGGUGUCAACGUCCGUCAUCGUGCCAAGGAACUUGCGGAGCUCCUGAGCGACGUUGAUCGAAUCCGAGCCGAACGGAAAAAGGCGCGUGCCAACAAGGGAAAGUUCACAAGCAUGCAGGGCGGUAGCGGAUUUGGCAGCGGGAGUCGUUACGGCGGCUUCGGAAGCGACUCUGGCUAUGGCGGGGGCAGCAGUUCUACGUACGGCGGCUACUCAGGCGGAGUCUAUGGCGAUGGGGGCGGUUUCGGGGGGCAAUCUGACGAGUAUCGCGCCUCGCAGUCGCGUGCCGACAAGUUUGAGGAGUACGAUGAGUUUGACGAGGGCGAGCGACCUGCUGCCUCGACAGCCGCUUCAAAAACCACUCGUGACACAGUGCAAAGAGCUGGUGUCAAAAAGUCCACUGAGCCGCCGAAGAAGAAGGAGCCCGAGGUGGAUUUGUUUGAGUUUGACGAACCCACUGUCCCGGCUACGUCUGCUGCUCCCCUCGCUGGUCCAUCCGCGGGCUCCGGGCUGGCCGCGCUCGCCAGUGCUGCUAAUGACGACGACGAAUUUGACGAUUUCCAAUCGGCAGCGCCGUCCACUGCCCCUCAAGCCUCGCUCACCACCUCGCUAUCCCCGCCCAUCACAGCAGCGGCAUCGAAGCCCAUGUCCGGCUCACAGCAAGCGGGCAUUAGUGGUAUUGCUGCUAUGUCAUCCAUCUCCCCGCCUCCGAGCUCAAUUAGUGGCUUGGCUGGUAACUCCUCGGCGUUCUCCACACCACUAACCACCACGGCCCCGUCACCAGCCUCGCAGGUCCCCAAGUCUGCGGGGUAUCAAGCGACGACGCCGAAUUACUUUUCUUCGGUACCCAUAGCCCCGUCUCAACAGCCUGCAAACUCGGCAUUUGGAGGACCCAAGCCGGCCGGCAGCCCUGCAGUGGGUAAACCGGCCGGGGGCGGCGAUGCGUUUGGUGCCCUGUGGUCCCAGGCUAGCGUAGGCAUCAAGAAGAACACGACAGGCGGCCCUGGACCAGCUAUGGGCCAACUCGCUAAGGAGAAGAGCAGCGCCGGUAUCUGGGGUGCGCCCGCGCCGUCGUCAGCGGCGAAGCCGGCCGACAGCAGUAAGCCUCUGGGCAAUGGUCUUGAUGACUUGCUUGGCUAAGGUACAGCUGUUUGGGACUUUUGACGGGCGUCUACGGAGUCCGAAGUUACAGACUGGAGUUUUAACCCUUGCUACCUUGGGGUCUACUGGUGUUUUCUUUCAGCGCGUUUUCACCAUAAAGCUGCCGUUGUAGUUGAGAUCUGAGAUGCGGAAAUGGCAAUACUGCCUCGGUACAAAAUGCUGUAAUGGUAUACAUUGGAGUUAGAGUCGCGGGUGUUGUUUGCAAUCGUGGGUGAUGGCAACCUUGGUCAGACCCACCGUCUGAUCAGGUCCGAAUGAGUGGUGGCCGCGAUGACAGGCUUGCGACGGCGCUGAUACCCU